AUGAUCCAGUCCCGACAGGAGGGAGCCAUGCCGAUCGUUCAAAGUAGCGUCCAUAGUGUCAACCGGGUUCUCGUGAACGUCUUGGACAAACCGUUCGUAGCCCGUGUACUUUCGCCGUUCCAGCCCAUCGCCAACACCCUGACCACACGCUACCUGGACUACGCCGUCCCCGGCGACUCUCCGCAUUCCGCGUCUCCCGUCGCCUACACCAUCAUUGACGCCGACGGCAACACUCGGUGGAGUGGCGAUACGGCCGAACUCGUCGAAAACCCCGAGCACCGGCAUCGCAACGCCCACUGA
Messenger RNA from Geodia barretti, 300 nucleotides. The record is from the annotation of a GenBank genome assembly. Lineage: Eukaryota; Metazoa; Porifera; Demospongiae; Tetractinellida; Geodiidae.